UUGGAACAAUUUUUCAGUGCUGAACGUCUCAAUCUGUACCUUGACCGUCAGGAAUGCGAUGACGACGAAGAACGCGAAGAGGAGGCUGUCGACGAAUCACUGAAGAAAAAGAAGAAAAAGAAGAAGAGGGACGAGUGGAAACAGAAUUCAUUGCAGAAUCUUCGCAUAGUACUACCUCAUGUCGGCCUUGUCAUCCUUUCCGCUACUUACACGUUACUGGGUGCAGCGAUUUUUCACCAUUAUGAGAAACCGUUCGAGGAGUAUCUACGGAACGAGACGGCGCACAGGGUGCACUCGUUGAAGCAGCGGAUCAUCGACGAUCUGUGGGAGAUGAACAGAAAUGGCACUCCGUACACCUUGUGGGCCGAACGAGCGCAGAUCGCAAUGGACGACAUUAUUCGUGAUGUAUUUAUUGAUUACACUAGGAACUACAUGACUCCUGAAGACGUUAUUACUGGCUCAGGCCCAUUUAAAUGGUCUUUUGGUUCUAGUGUAUUCUUUUCAUGGACUGCCAUUACAACCAUCGGGUAUGGUCACAUCGUUCCGCGAACCAACGCUGGGCGAAUAGCUAUAAUUUUUUAUGCAUUAUUCGGCAUACCUCUCAUUUUGGUCACCAUUGCUGAUAUGGGACGCUUUUUAUCAGGAGGUAUUAUUUGGGUACACAACACAUAUCGGAAUUUCAUGGACGCAUGCUACUCUCAGUGCUGGAAGUGUAUCAAGUGCAUGUGCUGUCGAUUUCGGCAAAAACAACGCCGAAUUCAGUUGACAUUCUAUCAAUCAUGUGUUGUUUCAAAGAUGCCGACGAUCGAAUUAUUGCAAAAACAACGACAAAUGUACGGCACGGUGAUGGAGACGCGAAAAGCGCACGACAACCGAUCCGAAGCCGGCACCUUCGAGGAUAUCUCCGAAAUCCAGACACACAUCUCGGAGCAUGGCGGAGGUCCGUCCGAAGACACGCGAGCCCUGGCCGAAGAGCUCGAGCCGGAGGUGCCGCACCAUGAACGGCGCGUCUCGGUCGUGUUCAUCCUCAUCGUCAUGCUUGGUAAGUCCUCGCUAACGUUAGACCUCUUUUUCGGUUUUUAG
Molecule: messenger RNA, 1083 nt
Organism: Angiostrongylus costaricensis
Lineage: Eukaryota; Metazoa; Nematoda; Chromadorea; Rhabditida; Metastrongylidae
Source: the annotation of a GenBank genome assembly